Moneuplotes crassus is the source of this 1655-nucleotide messenger RNA. NCBI's taxonomy places the organism in Eukaryota, Ciliophora, Spirotrichea, Euplotida, Euplotidae. The record is from the annotation of a GenBank genome assembly.
UUUUCAUCAAAAUAUAGCUAUUCAUAACUUGAAACUCCUCGAAAGGAUGAAUAAGAAGAGAACGAUGCUUGCAGUGAGUCUACAGAAUAUAGUGAUUAUCGAUUUAUUACUACUCACUGUUUUAUUCAUAAAUAACGACCAUUCCUUUGUCCCUGUGCUGGUGUACGCCACUGGGACAAUCUUUCAAAGCAUAACUUAUUGAUUCACUCAGAAAUGGGUGAUGAGUCAUAAGAAAGUCAAGUAUUACAUAAUUUCGAGAAUUGCUCUUCUAGGGAUACUAUUUUGAAUAUAAAUGCGAUAGCAAUCUGGGAGGCUGAAGAUGAAGUAUAUUACCUGGCAAACUUCAUUGCUGUGUUUAUCAUUUCAAGUAUUUCGGAGUUAAUACCUAAGACUCGCAUGCCUAUUCGUCCUUCUAAAUAAGGAUUCGAUGACGAAGACCCUUCAAAAGGAGGAAGACGAACCUCCCACAAAGCUAGGUAGUAGUAAAGAAGCCUACCAAUUGUUAUCAAAUCCUGAACACUGUGAAGAGUUCCAAGAAAUUAGAACUCUAUUUAUAAUCUCAAGACUUCCCAAGAGGCAGUCUAGUUAUGAGACAGAGAAUCAGGAGGAUAUGGGCUUGUCAAUUCAGGAAAUACUCAACCAAAAGAGUUUCGACAAAUUUAACCAAAACAAUGAAUCCUUCAAGCAUGAAUCAAAAAGAACAAGUGAGUACUCCUCUAUCAGCAAACUCAGGAUGAAAAAGAUAAGAGAAAGCAUAGAAAGCCCUGAUUUUGGCUCAAAAGGUAGUUCCUUCGUUACCCAAAAGAACCUCUCUAAAGCUUUAUCUGUGAGUAGCAGAGAUGAGCUGGAAAAUGCUAAUAUUAUGAAACAGCCAGUACACCUGUUCCAAAAAUAAGAUGACUAAUUUCAGCUUCCAAGAAAGCGAAAACUCUUUCCCAUCUAGCCAUAAUAACUCAGCACAUCGUCGAGAAACUGAAAAUAGCAAGAAAAGUAGCUUUGCUAAGAAAACCCCAGAUUUUUCAAUCUUACAGAGUAAAAAGGUGAAAAGAGAAGGGUCUGCAAGAGGGUCUAAGAAAUAUGCCAACCAGUCGAAGCACCUCAAAAAUCAUCUGAGAUCGAUCGCCAGACUUGUUGGGGCUGAUCAAAAUUUCAUGCAAAUGCAAAUACCAACCAAAAACGACUCAAUGCCAACAAGGAGUGAUUUUAGACAAUCAAAAGGAAAAAUUAGAGGCUCCAUUAGCUCCCAAGGAGCCAGAUCUGCCAUUGAAAUCCAGUCCCUUCCCAGCAUUGAUGAUGAAUCAAGCAGCUCGAAUUCUCAACUGAGUCAGCACGAGCCCCCUUCGAUGAAGAUGAUAGGAGUGCAAGGAAGGGUCACAACUAAAUCUUCUGGCUCAAAAGAAGAAACUAAAUUUAACAUAAAGAUUACUGCUGAAGAAAGGAAGGGUAGCUCUUCAUUUAUAGCCAAACAGCAAAGAGAUACUUUGAUGAUACCCAAACCUCGUGAAAGGAGGAGGCUGUCUGAAAAUCCAAGAAAUAUUAACCUCUUGCAUGACAUCCCUCGCCAGACCAAGCGACUGAGUAGGAAACGCAAGAGCACCAGGUCUGCAAGAUCUGUUGGCAAACAAGUGCUUAGAAAACUUCUAAGCUUAAAAUAG